CAUCUUCCCGGCGACGUACUAUCGGUGUGUGUCGCUUUGUCGCUUCAAUCAAGAAAGGAGCGGCAGUUCACCUCGUGUGUUCUUCACAACUCGCACGAUUGAUUUCAAAGUUGGAACUUCGUCCCAGGUCAACUUUUAACAAGCCGUAACUAUGGCUGACAAACUGGAAGACGUCAAAGCGCACAACGGCGGCGAGGACCCACUGCCCAACGGUUCGUCCCGCGACGUGGGGCGACCUCUCUCCCGACGUGUGAAGCGUAUUGUUAGGGACAAUCUCCUGGUAAUCUUGACCGUGGCGGGCGUUAUCAUCGGGGUCUUCAUCGGUCUCGGCGUGCGUAACGUGGAGCUUUCCCGCACCCAAAUCAUCUACAUCGGCUUCCCCGGCGAGCUGCUUAUCCGGCUCCUAAAGAUGAUUAUCAUCCCGUUGGUGGUGUGCAGUCUGGUCUCGGGGGCAGCCAGCAUCGACCCCAAAGCCCUGGGCAGGCUGGGCGGCUGGGCGAUGCUCUUCUUCCUGGUGACCACGUUGAUCGCUUCGGCUAUUGGCGUGGUAAUGGCGUUCAUCAUCAAGCCGGGCUCGGUGACUCUGACCAAACCUAAAGUGGCGGGCUUGGAUGACGGCGUGCCCGAAUCCAAAGAAGUCAUCGACUCCUUUUUAGACUUGAUUAGAAACAUCUUUCCCUCCAACUUGGUGUCGGCUGCCUUCCAGUCGUAUGCGACGAGCUACAAGCUGGUCAGCACAAAUAGCACAAAUGGAGUCCGUAACAUAACAGUGGAAAAGGUUCCCUUUGGCACCGACCAGGAUGGGAUGAAUAUUCUGGGUCUGGUGGUGUUUGCCAUUGUGUUCGGUGUGGCGUUGAGGAAGUUGGGGGAGGAAGGCGAGAUCUUGAUUAAGUUCUUCAACUCAUUCAAUGAAGCCACCAUGGUGCUGGUCUCGUGGAUCAUGUGGUAUGCCCCUGUCGGUAUCAUGUUCCUUGUUGCUGGCAAGAUUGUUGAGAUGGAGGACGUUGGUAUGUUAUUUGCCAGUCUGGGAAAGUAUAUAGCUUGCUGCGUUGUUGGGCACGCCAUCCACGGCCUCAUUGUGCUGCCCGGCAUCUACUUCGUCAUUACAAGGAAGAACCCGUUCACCUUCCUAUGGGGAAUAUUCACAGCUCUGGCCACAGCCUUUGGGACAUCCUCCAGCUCUGCCACGCUUCCACUUAUGAUGAAGUGCGUGGAAGAAAAUAACGGCAUCUCCAAGCAGAUCAGCCGCUUCAUCCUUCCCAUCGGCGCCACCGUCAACAUGGAUGGAGCCGCCCUCUUUCAGUGCGCGGCUGCCGUUUUCAUUGCACAGCUCAACGAUUAUCCUCUCAACUUCAUCCAAAUCGUUACCAUCCUCGUGACUGCCACAGCAUCCAGUGUUGGUGCAGCAGGAAUACCCGCUGGAGGGGUGUUGACCUUGGCUAUCAUCCUGGAGGCAGUCGGUUUGCCCACCAACGAUAUCUCCCUAAUCCUGGCAGUUGACUGGCUUGUUGACCGCACAUGCACAGUACUGAACGUGGAAGGCGACGCGUUUGGCGCAGGACUCCUGCAGUUUUUAGUAGACCGCACGUCCAGACGAGAGGAAAUCACGGACCUGGGCGAGGUCAACAGCAUCACGCGCCCGCCUGAACACUCGCCGCUCAUUGAGAUGAAAGGUGUCGACCAGACCGACAACAGAAACACCCAGCGGGGCUCUUUGGCCGAGUAAUGGAGGUGCGGAGAUCACACUACCGUGGAAACUGCUAAUAAACACGAUGGACCUCUACCCAUUUGAAAAAGUUUUGUGAACGCUGCCCGUUUACGAUUUUACGAAGUACAUCUUUACUUCAUAAAAUCGUAAACGGGCGCAUUCUGGUAUUUGGACAAUCCAUCAGGGAUAUAUGAAUGUUGAAGAGCAAUGAUUUCCUUAAUGAACUGUAUGUCCCAAAUAAUAAUAAUAGUAAUUUAUUGGAGGUUCUUCUAUUACAAUUUACAUCUCUCCUUUACUCUUGCGUCGCUGGCCCCGCGCAGGAUAACCAUCGAUGAUCAUGUUUUAAUUGAAGGUUUAUGGCAAAUGAGCAUUGGGAAGCUGCUUUUCUUUUCCAUCAUCUUCAUCCCUAACUGAUGUUUUUGAAAACUUUUUGAAAAUGUGUGAUAUGGUGUUUGUACUGUAGCGGUGACUAGGUCUAGCAUACGUAGUUUCCAUAUACUCCACUCAUAACAUUGGGAAUAUCUGUCCUUUAAAGGGGGAGUUUGCAGUUUUUAGCCUCACUUAACCAAUCGCUAGUCAGACCGAAGCUGUGCCUCUCACUGCAUGAAUGAGCACCAUUCUCAAAGACGGUGAUUCAUAAUGGUAUGCAUUAUAAAGGAAGUCACAAAAAAUGCUGUCCAUCUUCAAACAAGAUAGUGUCAAGAAGCCAUGUUAGCUUUUGUAGUGGAGGGGAUUUAUCCAUUUUCUGAUGGCCCUCCUUGGACGCAAGUUCUUUUUUUUGUUUCUCUAUAAGGUGAAAGAAGACCCAACACCACGUUGUCUUUUCUGCAGUUUAUCACAACACUAUACGAAUUGAUUCGGGCUCCUGAAAGUCUGAUUUCAUCAGGAAUCGAAGGAAAAAAUACAGUCUCACGUUUAUAUAGGCCAAGUAUGUUAAUGAGGAGCGUGUAGUCCUUCCCCUUAUGUAAAAAUCCAGACUUCCUCCUGUUGUGCGUAAAUCCCAAGAAACUUGACAGCCUUGAGGGACUCAGCAGAGAUGGGGGUGCGAAAGAAGACACUUGGGGGGCUGUUAAAUCACUCAAAGGGGAAUAGGAUAUAAACUUAACACUACAUUCUGUUUUAACAGAUGUUCAGUAAAGAGACUGGGAUCAAUAGUACUCAUAGCAAGGCGAAAAUCCGCCACAUCAGCAACACAGAUACUCAAGAUAAACAUCGAGGGGCACUAAAGGUGAUUGUAAUCACAGUGAGCAGUAAAUACCUUCAACAACAUUUUUUGUUUCUUUCAGAUAAAACUAACAGAGAGGAAUCAUUCCUUCACGCUAGCCAUGGUUGCUAUGUUAGUAGCAUGACUUCAGGGUAAUACAAGGUUACUAUUACACUAAAUAUGUUAGCAAACAAGGGAUGAGAAUUACAAUUAUUUUACAGAGUUAGAUAUUCCAAAUAGUUCCAGAAAAGAUCCCGAAUCCCAAGCUAGGAGGACAGUCGAGGCCGUGCGGGUCACUGGCAUGCCAGUUGAAGGCAAAUCUCUUGCGUCUGAUGUUUAUUCUUCCUCGGGUGCGCUGGUUACUAAAAAAAAAACUGCAAUCUCUCCCUGAAUGCUGGAUCCGUUGGACUGUUUAAAAUAAGUGAUUUUGUUUUUAUAGGAUGGGAAAUUCUCUCAAUGUUUUGAACUUUGUUUCGAGCCAUAGCGCAGUGGACGUAGCCCAUGUUUGACUCAACGUUUUUCAGAAUUAUGGAUACAUUUUUUGGCAUGUCUUUGCAUAUUGCUCUUAUUAAGGCAUGGUGGAACGAGAAUCACGAUUUUUGACCUGUGACCUCACUGUGACCUUCACUGACUUGUGAGUAGCAGAAUGGCGCCACACAAAAUAAUAUAGAACAGACGUUUAGCUAACUGUUGAUGUGAGUUAGCUCAACUUGUGUAAACCUGCACCACACACACACACACACACUUCUAUUUGUAUUGAAAAGGUUAACAAUUAGAAUUGUCAGGCCCAACAUGUUUCUGAGAGGAUUGAGGUGGAAAUAUCUCUCACACAGCACAAGAUAAUAGUUUAGGAUAAUCUUUUAAAGACAAUCAGUUGUCUGGGCUGAGCUGAAUUCGAUCAGAAGGGUACUAAAAAUGCUCAUAUUUGGCCUGAUUAUCGGCAGGUUGGUACCAUGCUUAAGACGACAAAAUUGUAGAAGAGUCAAUCAACAAUGUUUCACUUGUCUUCAGUCAAGUAGUGCACUCACUAGUGUAAAGAUGCAUUCGAUUUUUUUUUUGUCCUCAGAAUUAAGUCAUUUUCCUGUGCAUGGGGGAAAAAACGAACUAUAAUGCUAAUGCUCUCUUCUAUGAGCUAAUGUACCAAAGCCAAAACGCACAGUGGAUUACAAAAGUCAGAUGCCACUAUACCUCAAGUUGAACUCUUGCUUGCAGACUAUUUUUUUUCUAUUGAAGACCAAAAAAAUCCCAUUGAAUCACUUGGCGAGAUUGCUUAAUUCCUUUUUUUUUUUUUUUGCACAAAGGUUUUGUUGGCAUUAUUUAGUUAGUUAUCUCGCCCAAAGGUUUUACUCAAAUGAAUCAAAUAUCCAAAGACUUGUUCUUUCGUGUGCCACCUCAGAGCUGAUUAAUUUAUAUGCUAUAUGGUAAAUAUUAUUUGGUAUAAUUCAUGUUUAAUGAAUUUGGUAACUUCAACAAUCCAUGUCUACGAGUUGCUCCCAUUUGGUUCCAGGAACCCCACACCUCUGCUUUUUCUCGCGGUCUAUUACAAACAGGUUUUACAAGGGAGUGGCAAUCUCACAAGUUGUAGUCGAAUUCCUGUGGUUAUCUUUGAAAAUAUCAAAUCCAUUGACUAAUGAAACGGGAACUAAAUGAAAGGUCACAUUUCCCCAGUGUGGGACAAAUAAAGGUUAUCUUAUCUUACCUCUUAUCUUUAUGCUGUUACAAAUGUGCGGACGCUAUAGGUGCAGCCAAUACAAAGAACUCCAUUGUUUUAUAUUUUGAUGUCUACAUAUGGGGAGAGGGUAAUGAAGUAUUUUCAGCUGGAAGCAAUAAAAAAAAAAUU
Messenger RNA from Hippocampus zosterae (dwarf seahorse), 4752 nucleotides. It is a transcript of the gene slc1a5, whose product is annotated as solute carrier family 1 member 5. Gene Ontology annotation, cellular component: plasma membrane. The transcript has 8 exons. The coding region runs from base 152 to 1726 and encodes 524 amino acids. Gene Ontology annotation, molecular function: symporter activity; neutral L-amino acid transmembrane transporter activity; L-aspartate transmembrane transporter activity. The record is from RefSeq and is a predicted model, not a curated record. Gene Ontology annotation, biological process: L-aspartate import across plasma membrane. Lineage: Eukaryota; Metazoa; Chordata; Actinopteri; Syngnathiformes; Syngnathidae.